Drosophila bipectinata is the source of this 755-nucleotide messenger RNA. Its product is annotated as cilia- and flagella-associated protein 299. NCBI's taxonomy places the organism in Eukaryota, Metazoa, Arthropoda, Insecta, Diptera, Drosophilidae. The record is from RefSeq and is a predicted model, not a curated record.
AUGGAUCAAGGCAAGAACGUGGACUUUAGCGUAUUGGAAUUCGAAAACUACAACGAUUACAUUAGCUCCUUUGCCACUGCCCAGGACUACCGGUAUCUGAACAACCAGAACACUAUCAAGACCAUCGUCCAGCUGGGCUAUCGUACCACCAAGAUUCCCUAUAGCUCCGAUGAGUUUGCGAAGCGUGUCACCAUGGCCGUGGAGGCCAUCAGGCCAAAGACCACGCACGUUGGAUUAUUUGGCGACUUGAUGUCUCCGACUAACAAGGACCCAGUGCUGUUGGAGUUCAAGGCUCGAGAGUCGCUUAACCGUAACAAGAUCCUAUCGACAAUCGUUUUCACCUCAUAUGUAAACGUCGACGGAUCAGAGAUUUCCGGAUAUAUCGAUCUGGAUAUGAGUUGGCGGAACUGCUUCAUACAAUCCCUGAAGCACACGGAUUGGCGGGGCGUCUAUGCGGGUCGCACCCGGCUUAAGCCCUUGCCUCACCACCUCAGCUACUCGAACCCCAGAUAUAACAUGGUCAAGUACACCCAGAGCGACAACUAUGUGGUUAUGCACGAUCAUCAUCACGGGCUGAUGUUUAUGCACAGGGGAGACCACAAAAUGAUUACGGUGGGUGGACAACACAAUAUAUACACGAAGAAUGCCAAGAGGUCGAUGGUCUAUUCACCAAAGUACGGAUAUGUCGUCUUCUACGAUCACUUUGUGCGCAAGAAGGUCUAGUCCUGGUCUUGUCCAAAUCAAAAUUUUAAAUA